AUGGCGGACGUCUUUCACGCCAUUGGGAUGGAGUCACUCUCUGCCUCAGAGGAUGAAUACUUGAGCGAUAUGCCGACCCCGACACCCCAAAGGAAGCAACAAACAGCGCCACCAAGGCAGUCAGAACCGCCACUAGCUACUAAGGCUGACCUAACAGGCAUGGUGACUGACCUUAAGGCAUUCUUCGCGGCAGAAUUGGCAGGCCUCAAGACGGAACUGAGCCCACUUACAGGCCGCAUGAGAGCCACGGAAGACGCAGUCCAGGACCUGAGAGUCCAACAAGAUGCCACAACAAAGAAAACGCUCGAGCUCACAACCUCAUGCUCCCAGCUAAACGCCCGA
This is a messenger RNA of Pelobates cultripes (western spadefoot toad), 342 nucleotides long. Lineage: Eukaryota; Metazoa; Chordata; Amphibia; Anura; Pelobatidae. The record is from the annotation of a GenBank genome assembly.